Frieseomelitta varia is the source of this 4549-nucleotide messenger RNA. It is a transcript of the gene Polr3A, whose product is annotated as DNA-directed RNA polymerase III subunit RPC1. The record is from RefSeq and is a predicted model, not a curated record. Gene Ontology annotation, molecular function: DNA-directed RNA polymerase activity; DNA binding. The coding region runs from base 142 to 4287 and encodes 1381 amino acids. Gene Ontology annotation, biological process: DNA-templated transcription. The transcript is spliced from 21 exons. Lineage: Eukaryota; Metazoa; Arthropoda; Insecta; Hymenoptera; Apidae.
UUGUAUGUAUAAAACUAUCAAAUUCGAGAGGGCAGCACAAGAAGAGAACAACACGUGUUUCAAGAGUUCUCGGUUUGCCUCUGGUAAUUUAUGUGGAAAGUACUCAUAUAAUAUAUCAUACGUGAAGAAAUAACCUUCACGAUGGUAAAGGAACAAUUUAGAGAAACAGACGUAGCCCGAAAAAUCUCUCAUGUAUCAUUUGGAGUGGACAGCCGCCACAACAUGGAAAGGCAAGCCCAUAUACAUGUUGUGGCAAAAAAUUUAUACAAUCAGGAUGUUGAACAUACUCCAGUUCCAUAUGGAGUUCUUGAUAAGAGGAUGGGAACUUGCAAUAAUACCACCAAUUGUGCAUCAUGUGGCAAAACUUUAAGUGAGUGCAUUGGACACUUUGGUUACAUUGAUUUGGAAUUGCCUGUUUUUCAUGUUGGUUAUUUUAAAUGCAUCAUUGGUAUUCUUCAAACUAUUUGCAAAAAUUGUUCUCAUGUUUUGCUAUCUAAAGCAGACAAAAGAAAUUAUUUAGCUAAGGUAUUAAAUCCUAAUUUGGGAUACCUAGUACGUAAAGCAUUACGUAAACAAAUUUUGGAUAAAACUAAAAAAGUAACAGUUUGUCAACAUUGUGGAGCUCUUAAUGGAAAUGUUAAAAAAUCUAGUUUACUUAAAAUAGUUCAUGAAAAAUAUAAGGCAAAGAAAAAAAUAGAUACCAUUGUUCAAGAAAAAUUAGCAGAAUAUAGCAAUGUGCUUGAGGAUAAUAAAGCAUUAGAAGGAAUACUUCAAAGUGGAUUGGUCAAUAUAUUAAAUCCUUUAGAGGUACAAAGCAUUUUGGAAAAAAUACCAGAAAGUGACAUUCCCUUAUUAAUGAUGAAUACAGAGUGUGCAUUACCAAAAGAUUUAAUAUUAACAAGAAUUCCUGUCCCACCAAUUUGUAUUAGACCCAGUGUUGUGUCUGAUAUAAAAGCUGGUACAACAGAAGACCAUUUAACUAUGAAAUUAUCAGAAAUAGUUUUUAUCAAUAAUGUUAUUCAGAAACAUAGACAAAGUGGCGCUAAAGUACAAAUGUACAGUGAAGAUUGGGAAUUUUUACAAUUACAUUGUGCUCUUUAUAUAAAUAGUGAAAUGUCUGGUAUACCCGCUAACAUGCAACCAAAAAAAUCAGGAAGAGGAUUGGUUCAAAGAUUAAAAGGAAAACAGGGUCGUUUUCGUGGCAAUUUAUCUGGAAAACGUGUGGACUUCUCUAGUCGUACUGUUAUUUCACCAGAUCCUAAUCUUAGAAUUGAACAAGUUGGUGUACCCAUUCAUGUCGCCAAAAUUUUAACGUAUCCCGAGAAAGUUAAUCCAUCAAAUAUAGAACUAAUGAGGAAACUUGUAAGAAAUGGUCCAGAUAUACACCCAGGUGCAAAUUUCGUACAACAGGGAAAAACACAAUUUAAAAAAUUCUUAAGAUAUGGUAAUCGACAAAAAAUUGCUGAAGAUUUACAGUAUGGUGACAUUGUUGAAAGACAUCUGAGAGACGACGAUGUAGUAUUAUUCAAUAGACAACCAUCUUUGCAUAAAUUAAGUAUUAUGGCACAUAAAGCAAAAGUAUUAGAGCAUAGAACAUUUAGAUUUAAUGAAUGUGUUUGUACACCCUAUAAUGCUGAUUUCGAUGGCGACGAAAUGAAUUUACAUCUUCCUCAAACUGAAGAAGCAAGAGCAGAAGCUUUAAUUUUAAUGGGGAAUAAAUCAAAUUUAGUUACACCACGUAAUGGAGAACUUUUAAUAGCUGCAACGCAGGAUUUUAUUACUGGCGGAUACCUUUUGACACAGAAGGACAUGUUUUUAAAUAAAGCUCAAGCAAACGCAUUAGCUGGUUGUCUUUUAGCAGGACCUGAUAUUGCUAUGUCUAUAAACCUUCCUCAACCAGCUAUUUUAAAGCCAACUAUGCUAUGGACAGGAAAACAAAUCUUUAGUUUAAUUUUAAAACCUAAUAACACUUGUAACAUUAAAGCUAAUUUAAAAACUAAAGGACGGGCUUACACUGCUAACGAAGAAUUAUGCAUUAAUGAUUCUUAUGUUAUUAUACGGAAUUCAGAAUUAUUAGCAGGAACCAUGGACAAAUCAACUUUAGGUUCAGGAUCAAAACAGAACAUAUUUUAUAUCCUACUACGUGAUUGGGGUGAAGAUAUUGCAACAACAGCUAUGUGGCGACUGGCAAGAUUGGCAAGUUUCUUUCUUAUGAAUAGAGGUUUUUCUAUUGGUAUUGGGGAUGUUACACCUGGACAGACACUUCUUAAAGCUAAAGAAGAACUUCUAAAUGCCGGGUAUUCUAAAUGUACAGAAUACAUUCGUCAAAUGGAAGAAGGACGUCUUAUAUGUCAACCUGGUUGUUCAGAGGAAGAAACAUUAGAGGCAAUGAUAUUAAAGGAACUUUCAGUAAUUCGUGAUCAUGCUGGUAAAGCAUGUUUAAAAGAACUUCAUCCAAGCAACAGUCCAUUAAUUAUGGCAUUAUCUGGCAGUAAAGGAAGCUUUAUUAAUAUUUCUCAAAUGAUUGCGUGUGUGGGGCAACAAGCUAUUAGCGGUCAUAGAGUUCCAAAUGGAUUUGAAGAUAGAGCUCUACCACAUUUUGAAAGACAUUCAAAGAUUCCUGCAGCUAAGGGUUUUGUAGAAAACUCAUUUUAUUCUGGUUUAACACCAACCGAAUUUUUCUUUCAUACAAUGGGUGGAAGAGAAGGUCUUGUAGAUACAGCAGUUAAAACUGCAGAAACUGGUUACAUGCAACGACGAUUGGUGAAGAGUUUAGAAGAUCUGUGCCUUCAUUAUGAUAUGACAGUUCGUAAUUCAGUGGGAGAUAUUGUACAAAUAUUGUAUGGUGGUGAUGGUUUAGAUCCCACAUACAUGGAAGGAAAAGACUGCCCAGUAGAUUAUAAGAGAAUAUUAGAUCAUGUAAGAGCCAAAUCGCCAUGUAAAAAUGAGGAACCGCUAGAUGGUCCUGAUAUAAUUAAAGCUACAUUCGAAUUAUUAAAUUCUAAAGAUUAUGAAUGUCUCAGUGAAGAAUUUAAACAAGAAUUAUCCACAUUCCUCAAAAGUGUAGGUCGUAAAAUAGUACGUCUUCGACAUAAUACUCCAUUAAACAUACCUGUAAUUUUUCAACUUGAACGACUCACAGUUUCCCAGUUAGUUGAAUUUAUUCAUACCUGUAAAGAAAAAUAUAUGAAAGCAAAGAUAGAACCAGGUACCGCUGUAGGUGCACUUGCCGCACAAAGUAUUGGAGAACCGGGUACACAAAUGACGUUAAAAACAUUUCACUUUGCGGGUGUAGCAUCUAUGAAUAUCACUCAAGGUGUACCACGUAUUAAAGAAAUUAUUAAUGCAAAUCCUAAAAUUAGUACUCCGAUCAUCACAGCAGCUUUAGAAAAUGAUACAGAUCCGGAAUUUGCUAGAAAAGUAAAAGGCAGAAUUGAAAAAACUACUUUAGGAGAAGUGACAGAGUAUAUUGAAGAAGUUUAUUUACCAGAUGAUUGUUUUCUAUUGAUUAAGUUAGAUAUUGAUAGAAUAAAAUUACUAAAAUUAGAAGUAGAUGUUAACUCCAUACGUUAUUCAAUUUGUACAUCAAAAUUGAAACUGACUCCAAAAUUAGUAACUGUGAGAGGAGAUUCUAUCAUCACUGUAAAUCCAAAUAAAACUAAAUACAGCUUAAAUACAGGUCUCUCACUACUUAAAGAGAUGAUUCCAAAUAUUGUUGUAAAGGGCUUACCAUCAGUUUCUAGAGCUGUAAUUCAUAAUGAUGAUUCAAGUGGUAAAACAAAAUAUAAAUUGUUUGUAGAAGGAGAUAAUAUGCGAGAAGUGAUGGCAACUCCUGGCGUUUUAGGCAAAAAUACCACUUCAAACAAUACUAUUGAGGUUUUCAAAACACUAGGAAUUGAGGCUGCAAGGGCAACUAUAAUGACAGAAAUCAAAUUAGUAAUGGAAAAUCAUGGAAUGAGUAUUGAUCGAAGACAUCCAAUGCUUGUAGCAGAUUUAAUGACUAGUAGGGGAGAAGUUCUAGGUAUUACAAGACAAGGUUUAGCUAAAAUGAAGGAAUCGGUGCUAAAUUUAGCUUCGUUUGAGAAAACAGCCGAUCAUCUAUUUGAUGCAGCUUAUUAUGGACAGAAGGACGUUAUUUGCGGCGUGUCUGAAUCAAUAAUAAUGGGUAUUCCAGUUCCUGUAGGAACGGGAAUCUUCAAAUUACUUCACAAAGCUGAUAAAGAUGAACCGAUGAAGAGAGAUUUGAUAUUUGAUGAUCCACAAUUCAAUAAAGUUACAAAAGUGUAAAUUAAUUAUUAUAUACUUUGUAGAAAAGAAUUUAAUAUGCAUAAAUGAAGAAUUUUAAUAGAUAAGGUAAAAAUAUAUGCAUAUAUCUUUAAAUAUAGAUGUGUACUUGUUGCUAGGGAACAUGUUUGAUCCAUAUUUGUUGUAUAUUAAAUUAUUUGUAAUAUAGUAUGUCUAAAACGAAUCAACAAUAUUAAAUACAGUAACGGUUUUACAAUUUUAGUAUCUUUUUAAUAAAUAAAAUUGUGUAAUAUAUUCUAUAAUA